GUAGGUUUUGAACCUCAGCGACCGCGCGUAGGGCUAAUGAAUUAGCUAAACGUUUUACGAUUUAUUGUCAGCUUGCCAACACAGGCUGUCCAUUUGUACAUCAGGAUUUUUUAAUUCUUGUUUUCCAUCAGUGCAGUUUCAUCAUCAAGAGGCAGGAUGGAUCUCCAAAAAAUAAUCCACGACGCGCUGUACGACUUCAUUUUGUCAUAUAUUCCUCACGCCGAUCUGAGUACUCUGGAUGAUGUCAUUCUGUCCUACAUCACUGGAGUGCUGGAAGAUUUGGGGUCUCAAGAAAGUGUCGAGGAAAACUUUGAUGUAGAGGUUUUUGUUGAAAUGUUGGAGGCCUACAUCCCUGGUUUCUCUGAUAUCGACAGUGUCAAAGUUUGCGAGAUGAUGUUUAAUCUGGCAUCAAAGUUGACUUCAGCCAGGGACACAGAAUCAGGAGAGAUGAAAAUCGAAGAAGGGAAAUUUCCUCUCUCAGAAAGCUGUGAUUUAUCCCUUGGAGGUUCGAGAGAGAAGACACACAACCUUACUUUACAAGCAGAGGGAGCCACAGCUCAGGUUAGUGAAUCUUCAUGGGAUAACCAGGAGCAACAUCUUCUUGAGAUGUUUCCCAAAUGCAGUGUGACUGAGGCCAGAAGUGCACUGUCCAUUGCUAAAGGAGACAUGGAGGAAGCUGUUCGUCUCAUUAUUGAGGGAGAUGUCCAGCUUAAGUGCCCUCCGUCUCUCACUGCAAACCAGGGGAAGACCGUCUCUGCUGAAGUGGAUCAAAAACUUAAAGCAAGCAUUUUAGAAAAAUACAUGCUGGUUGAUGAUGAGGAAGACAAGAAAGUACACAGACCAGUCACUCCAAAAGAUGCCCCUAAGAAAAUGGUGCGCUAUCACGGCAGCCAAGUGGUCACUACAAAGGGAGAGCGUUAUCAUCUAGUCAAGAAAGAAGAACCAGAAGACAUGAAGAAGACUUACGUCAGCCUCAAACCAGCGCGCAAAUACCGCUUUCAUUGAUGAAAGGCAUCUUGUGGAUGGACCGGUCAGAAUACUCCCUUCUUGUUUUUGACAUUUGUGUCUGGAUCUCUGUGACUGGAAACAAACGAUUUUAGUUUUUAUUUACACAUAUCUUGGUCCAAAUGUGUCCAUUCUCAUAUAUGGUGCUGGAGGGUUUAUUUGUUGUUGUGUGGGUUGAUAUUUUGUGUGAUCUUCUAGCAGGUCUCUUUUUUCGAGCCCUUUUAAGUUACUGUAUUUAUUUUUUUAAACUACUUUUUACUAAAACCUUAAGCUCUACCUUAAAAAAAACAUGAAGGUGUUUACAUUUGACUGUUUAAUUUAUGCCAAAUCCAGUUUCAUUCAUAAUUUCAAAUCAAACGAACUGGUUGCUUUGUUAUAAAAUCAGCCAAUUUAGCUCAUCUUCAGUGAGACGUCAGUGUUUGUACUUUGCACUCUGUGUUUAUUUUCAUAUGCAGAAAUAAGACUCCAUAUAUGUUCCUACAGAAGCUAAAGAAUAGCAGGGUCCGUGCGACAGGUGAUUUUUUUUUUUAAGUUGCAGUUCAAAUAACGAGGUCUGCCUGGUAAAAUUGACACUGGAGAAGACCUUUCACCUCCAUAUUUACUAGUUAGUUUCUCUGUAAUGUGUAGCUAGCUGGCUUUGCGUAGUUUGAGUAAUGAAUGUGCUUUUGUGUUCACUGUUGUAUUACCAUAUUCAGAUUACACCAGUAUUUUUCGAGAUGGUUUGUUUGUUUGUGCUUGAUGUACUCCAUUUUUACAUGUUGUCUUUGGUGUAGAACAACAGUAUCGGCUGUCAGCAUUACCUUCACCUCCGACAUGACCCUGAAACUGAAGUGCAGUGAUUAGAUUGAAAUAUAUUAACAUUAUUUUUUAAGGACUGAGGAUGUUUUUGAGAGUUACUAGUAAAGAAUUAAUGUUUUAUGAA
This is a messenger RNA of Danio aesculapii, 1927 nucleotides long. RefSeq names its product CUE domain containing 2 (gene cuedc2). The transcript is spliced from 9 exons. Bases 157 to 1005 code for a protein of 282 amino acids. The record is from RefSeq and is a predicted model, not a curated record. Lineage: Eukaryota; Metazoa; Chordata; Actinopteri; Cypriniformes; Danionidae.